This is a messenger RNA of Gasterosteus aculeatus aculeatus (three-spined stickleback), 3592 nucleotides long. Its product is annotated as transforming acidic coiled-coil-containing protein 1. Gene Ontology annotation, cellular component: cytoplasm. The record is from RefSeq and is a predicted model, not a curated record. NCBI's taxonomy places the organism in Eukaryota, Metazoa, Chordata, Actinopteri, Perciformes, Gasterosteidae. Gene Ontology annotation, biological process: cerebral cortex development; nuclear migration; mitotic spindle organization.
CUCACGAUUAGCAAAAGAAUCAAGAGAGGAGGGGGAGAGGCAAACCCCUGAGAGCAAGUGAGCGAGUUAACAAACAUGCAGGAGCGAGCCGAUGUCGGUUAACCAGCUGAUCGGCCUCCCAGAUAGAGAGGGAGAGGAGAGGGAGAGGGAGGGGAGAGUGACUACUGAUGCUCCAGCAAGCUGCGCCGUGUGAGUCAGUGCUGUGGAGAGCAGAGCAGAACAACAACAGAAGCAGCAGCAGCGGCGUGGGCCACGCUUGCCUCUCAUUCAUGAGCGUCAACAGCGCAGAAGGGCUGGAUGGGAAAGCCGAGCGGUUGAGCAAGAGGAGGAAGUGAGCGAGCCGGGUAGCAAGCGAGAGGGAGAGAAGCCGACGAUAGGUGGGAGGGAGGAAAGAACACAGAGUCUCCUUUUUGAAGUGGGAGAUCGUUGAAUCUGCCGGAUAAAGACUCCACAUACUGCAGGGAUGUCCUGGUUGUCUCCGGUCCAGUGGGCCAAAUGGACAUGGUCUGCAGUGACUGGGGCUGCUGAGGACGAGGGGCAGCCCGGACCCAAGGAUGGCGGAGAGGACAACUCGGACUCAGAGGGGACCUUCGGGACUCCGGAGGCAGAGUCUCCAGGUGUUUUGAAGCUACUGAGCCAACUAGACAACUCCCACCACACAGUUCUUCCUGAUGUUACAAACCACUUUCUGGACAAGAACUCCAACCAGGAAAUCGGCCCAGUUUCAUCCCAAGAGGUAGAUUCCCUGAACAACCUCGCCGGCCCUCCACCUGUCGACUGGGACUUUGGUCUGGACCUGAACCUCAACCUGAGCCUCGGCAGCAGUCCGUGUCCCGGAGGCGGCCUUUCGCCAUCCAGCCUGGAGCCUCACGCCCUGCGGCCCCCAUCGUUGGCCUUCCUUUCCCCGCGAAACAAACCAGAUCCUUCCGAGGUGGACGACCAGGCUCCGGUGACAUCUGACUCCAGCCCGGACUCGGACCUGAUCUCCCGUCCACACAUUUGUGUGGAUCCCGACUUGCUUAAUGGCAACAUGAACUCCAACACACAAAAUGCAAAAGCGACCUGUGAGGCCAACGGCACAAUUAUCUCGACUGCUGAGCCAGUCCAUUUCCUCUGUGUUCUGUUAAACUCGUGUAAAGUGACCCAGCAGAUGCAAAAGGACUUAAGCGGACAGGAUGACCAUCAUGGAGGCCACGCCACUGACGAGGAGAAACUGGCCAGCAGUGGCAAACCAGACCAGGACCAAAGCAAGUGCCAUGUGACAUCAAAACCGGAGGACUCAGACUGCUGCUCAUUGCAAUUUGAAGACCCGUGCAAACUGAAGCCAGAAGGAAGUGAAAUGCAGAAAACAGGAAGUCAGGUCUUGGAUUCCAUCUGCAUCAGUGAGGCAGAAAAACAGGCUGUUCUCACACUGAUUAGAGAAGAGAUCAUCACUAAAGAGGCAGUGGCCAACGACUGGAAGAAAAAGUACGAGGACAGCAGACAAGAAGUCAGUGAGAUGAGGAAGAUUGUCGCAGAAUACGAGAAGACAAUCGCUCAGAUGAUCGAUGACGAGAAACGAAACAGCCAGAGUUCCCAGAAGGCUUUGCACACUAUGUUGAAGGAGAAGGAAUCCGCCCUGGCCGACCUGAACUCCGUGGAGCGCUCUCUCUCUGACGUGUUCCGGCGUUAUGAGAAUUUGAAGAGCACGCUGGAGGGCUUUAAGAAAAAUGAGGAGGUGCUGAAGAAGUGUGCUCAGGAGUACCUCGCCCGAGUCAAGCAGGAGGAGCAGAGAUACCAGACACUUAAACUCCAUGCUGAGGAGAAACUAGACAAGGCCAAUGAGGACAUUGCUCAGGUGCGUGCAAAGGCGAGCUCAGAGAACAUGGCGGUGGCCGCCAGUUUGAGAAAGGAACAAAUGAAGAACGAGUCUCUGGAACAAGCACUGCAGCAGAAGAAUCAAGAGAUGGAGGAACUCACUAAGAUCUGUGAUGAGCUGAUUGCCAAAAUGGGACGAUUAGACUGAGAGGCGCGUCGUGUGAUCAGCAUCUAGUGUCCCUCCGGUCCCGCCGUCCGCCAGCCGUCCGCCAGCCGUCCGCCAGCCCUGCAUCACAGACGCUGCUUAAAACUGAUGUCUAAAGUAACUUCACGUAUACUUCAAUUGCACUACUUGCGACCUGAACCCAGGUUCUCUACAUGCUAAUAUCUGUUGUAGUUGGGACUCUGUUAUAUGUAAAUGGUCACGUUGUUUUGUUUGCAUUCAUGCUCAUUAUAAGGCCAUCUGCACCUCUUGUGCUUUCGCCCUUCCUGGCAGUGAGCCACAAAGCUUCUUAUGACUAAACGUACAUUCCCAGCAGCUAACGGGUACAUUUCCAGCAACUCCUGAUAUGACAUCAUGCAGGCGGAGGUCGUUUAAGAGUUACAAUUGGCCAUGCAGUAUAUUUUGCAGGAUUGUUUUAUAGAAAAGCAACGACCCAUGAAAUAUAUAUUUCUAUGUAAGUAAGCAAGGAUUUUCCUCUGACAGAGCAGAGCUCAGGGGUAUUGUGUGGAGCUGAAACGAGGUCAGGGUCAAAGUCAGGCUGCACAAGAACUGUAGGUGAGGAUUAAAGAUAAUUUGAGGAAAUAUAGUAGAGCUCCGAGGCCUUGGUUUGUUGGGGAUCAACACUGAAACCAGACAGAGUUUUGACCACAUGUUGGUAGAACUAAAGCAAAUGCUCUACAUGAAUUGUAGACAAUGCAAACAACCGUGGUACUGAAACAGGACAAUCAAAGACUUCACUGUAAUUAUAUUAACUUGGUGGCAUUGUUUUGUUGCUGAAAAGAAAAGAGGGAAAAUAUAACCUACUCCACCAUCAAUGUAUGAAAACUAUUCAUGGUUAAGGAUCCUAAACAACUGGAGCAGAGGGACUAUAUUUUGGUCUAACAUAUUUUAAGCUAUUAUAAGGAAAGCCAGCACUGCAAUACAUUAAGAAUUAUUUAUUUUUUCAAGUGUCCACUAAUCACAUUUACCUCCAAACAAGAAGGAAACUACGUGUUUAACGUCUGUAGAAGAGUUUUUUGUCUGUGUAAUGAAAAUGUGACCUGUCGUUUCUGGAUUUACAGACCACACUAAUCAUUCAGCAGAUAAAUCUGUUUCUUUGCAUGAUUAUUUUCAUAGUUUUGUGUGCCUUAGAAUGUAGAUUGAUUUUGUAACACAGCAUUCAAACUAGAUGGGUAGUUUUGUCUCGGGAGGCUGUGGUUUAGUAGCUGUGACUAUUACUUCUAUCAGUAUAAAACAUGCAAAUCUUAGAAUCUAAUCAGGCAAUAUGUGGUCAAACUGAACUAAAAUCUAACACUCAACACUGAGUCACUAUUGAAAAGUCUGAAUUAGUGAAACAAACCCAACAAUAUGCUAUGGUUUCUAUUAGUGUCAUUCAAACCUCACGUUACUUCUCGUUUCUCAGCUGUUCUGCUUGUGCUUUACAAAAUACUGUUUGUCACUUUAGCCCCUUUCUUUAAAUAUUGCUUGUACAUUAGAAAUGAAUCUCACUCUUGUGUUGACACUUUGAGGACUAGCAGCGCGAGUGUGUGUACAUUUGCCUGAAUAAACAUGAAUAUAAUUUGUUCUACUAAA